Molecule: messenger RNA, 1515 nt
Organism: Zerene cesonia (dogface butterfly)
Lineage: Eukaryota; Metazoa; Arthropoda; Insecta; Lepidoptera; Pieridae
Exons: 3
Coding region: 533-1078 (181 amino acids)
Source: RefSeq, a predicted model, not a curated record
CCUAUACAAAUUCGAAAUGAAUUAAAAAAAACUAAUACACUUUUUGUUAGUUAUCAGAUUAUAGCACUAUUUUGUAGCAAAAUUUGGUAGUAAUUUUUCCUUAAUAAGAAAGAUCAAUUUGAAUAUCCAUUGAAUCGUCUUCUGAAAUAACUGAUUUGCCUUUGAAUUAAAAUACAAUAUUAUUUUUUGGUUUCCGUAAUAUUCUCAGUUGAGCUAGGUCAUUUUUCACUAUUUUGUACACAUUAGCAUGAUUUGUAUUCUUUCCUGUGCAUCAUGCUUUUGGUGUGAGCUGGAUUUAUUUAAUGUUAACAUAAUCUUCAGUUCAUUUAUCAUUUUAAAGAAAUAAUAAAUAGGGUGUGAAAUAAAAACAUGUGCAAAAUAUUUUGCAUGAAGCUUUCUGUGUUAGAGAAAAGAUGUAUCUAACGGCAAAAAAUAACUAUACCGAAAUUAUUGCUGGCUGGUGUCUAGCUUUUCUCAAAACGUUGGACAUAGCAUUCUAAAUCUUGACGUGUUUCUUAAUAUUUUCAGGAAUAUGUUCGGACAUCAAAUAAGAAUGUUAGGUAGACCAUUUUCGAGAUCUGUAGCCACUGGUUUACCUGGAAUUGAUUUUAAUGCUGACUCGAGACGGCAUAGCUUAAGGGGUUCAAUAACAAGAGCAUUAGGGGCAUUAAAAUCCAAACACGAAAGAACCUCACCAUCUAGUUCUAGCGAGAGUUCGAGUGUCCUAAGUUUAGGUCAGUCGUACCAGAUGUGUUACUCCCCUCCCAUAGGGGGCAGGACCCUAUCUCAGCUCAGUAUGACAUAUGCUCCUCCCCCUACUUUACAAGAAUAUGAACCAAUAUACACUCCGCUGAGUUUGUACUCGCAAUCGAGUGUGUCGACGAGAGAUAGCCUGCAGAGAUUGAAUGAAAUUAAAGAAGGAAUCACUCAUAGAUACGGACAAAGAGCGGAUCACGCUCACCGAGUGAGCUCGCCUCUGCCGAGCAAAUCUGUCGACGACUCGGCCGUCAAACAAAGAAGACAUAGACGCGUUAAAAGUAUCGGCGACAUUAAUGCCUGUAGUAAAGCAUCCGUGUAACACUGAAGUUCCAUAAAACAAUUACAUAUUACUCAGCAUAUCCUAUUUUACAACUAUUUUGUUAUACUGAUUAUAUUUCUUAUCCUCCAGUAUUUGUUUACGCGAUACUCAAUAUUUUGUAAUAAACUCUUUAUCACGUUCUAAAUAUUGCUUGAUUUUUGCUGUACACUGUGAUAAUAAAUAAUCUCACAAAUUUGAAUGGCUAAUACGUACAUUUUAUUUAGGAUACUUAUUCAUAUUACAGUCGAAGUAUGACAACGGUGAUAAGCCACUAGAAAUGUUUCUAACAUGCCCGGUUUCAGGUUUAAUACCAAUUUGUAUUUGACGUUUAUUCAAUUAUUUAUUCCUUAUACUAUCCAAACUUCGGCCGUAAUUUAUCAUUUUGUAAGUAAUAUAAAAAUAUUAGUCAAUUUCUGUAUAUUUAGUAUUUAAAGCGA